Aspergillus fumigatus Af293 is the source of this 1158-nucleotide messenger RNA. Its product is annotated as queuine tRNA-ribosyltransferase. Bases 1 to 1158 code for a protein of 385 amino acids. Gene Ontology annotation, molecular function: tRNA-guanosine(34) queuine transglycosylase activity. Lineage: Eukaryota; Fungi; Ascomycota; Eurotiomycetes; Eurotiales; Aspergillaceae. The transcript has 6 exons. Gene Ontology annotation, cellular component: cytosol. The record is from RefSeq and is a predicted model, not a curated record.
AUGCCGGUUGCGACACAGGCGUCGCUCAAGGGACUCACGUAUGACCAGCUGAAGCAAACAGGCUGCAUGCUGUGCUUGAAUAAUACAUACCAUCUGGGCUUGAAACCGGGGCAGGAGGUUCUAGACCAAGUGGGCGGCGCGCAUAAGCUGCAAGGAUGGGAUCGGAAUAUCCUGACAGAUAGCGGCGGUUUUCAGAUGGUCUCUCUACUGAAGCUCGCAAAGGUCACCGAGGAAGGUGUCCGAUUCCUCAGUCCCCACGAUGGAACCCCGAUGCUACUCACACCAGAACAUUCGAUUUCUUUGCAAAACUCGAUUGGCUCGGAUAUCAUCAUGCAGCUAGACGACGUCAUUGCGACUACCUCUCCCGAUCAUGCCAGAAUUCACGAGGCCAUGGAACGGUCCGUUCGGUGGCUAGACCGCUGUAUCGAUGCGCACAAGUAUCCCGAGAGACAGAACCUAUUCUGUAUCAUCCAAGGCGGUCUAGACCUGGAGCUACGGAAGCAGUGCUGCGCUGAAAUGGUUGCGCGAGAUACACCGGGUAUUGCCAUUGGAGGUCUAUCGGGUGGUGAGGCAAAGGAGGAGUUUUGUAAAGUGGUGGAUACGUGCACUGGACUCCUUCCAGAGCACAAACCCCGAUACGUGAUGGGAGUGGUAAGUACUAGGUGGCCCAUUCGGUUGGCAGUCUCUUUUAUUGACGCUGCUCAGGGUUAUCCAGAAGAUCUGGUUGUAGCAGUUGCCCUCGGAGCGGACAUGUUCGAUUGUGUGUGGCCGACGAGAACAGCCCGAUUCGGAAAUGCUGUGGUUCCUUCUGGCAACCUGAACCUACGCCAUAAGUCGUUUGCCGAGGACUUCCGACCUAUACAAGAAGGGUGCAGCUGUUCUUGUUGCCGGCCCCGAGAUCAAGGCGGUUUGGGGAUUACGCGAGCGUAUCUCCACCACCUAGCUGCCAAAGAGACGGUUGGAGCUCAUCUGCUCACCAUUCAUAAUGUUCACUAUUUGCUAAACUUGAUGGGAUCUGCUCGUCAAGCCAUUUUGGAAGAUCGAUAUCCAGCAUUUCUGCGCGAAUUUUUCGACAAUCUGUAUGGAGAUAAAGCGAAAUUCCCUGAGUGGGCUGUCACUGCGCUGCGUGGUGUUGGUGUUGAUCUGCUGGCAGACUAG